AUGCUCGACACGACUGUCGACAUGCUGGCCGGUGUGACCGGCGGUGUGGCCGCGGUCCUCGUCGGACAGCCGCUGGACACGGUCAAAACGAACAUGCAAUUGUACCCGAACCUGUAUAAAAAAAUGUUCGCUUCGUUGUACGAGACCGCCCGUCAAAGGGGCGUCCGCGGCCUGUACGCCGGGAUGAUACCGGCCCUGGUGGCGAACGCGGCCGAAAACGCGGUCAUGUUCGCGUCGUACGGCCAGUGCCAAAGUCUGGUGGCGAACGCGGUCGGGCUCAGCAGCAAGACGCAUUUGUGCUGCGUUCACAACGCGUCGGCCGGAAGCAUUUCGUCGGUCAGUAUGAGAACGCCGGUUCGUUAAACACCUAAUAUAUAAGCGCGAAAGUCCGGGCCUCUAAAAUUAUAACGGAUACGCGAUCGAGUGGAAAUCGUGGCGACACGAUGAAAAAAAAAAAAAAAAAAAAAAAAAAAAAUCGCGACUAAACAAGUGACGGGUCAGGUAGUAUUGUAUACGCGGCGAACAAACGUCCUGCCGUUUUCGUUAACGAAACUCGAUUAAAACCUUUUCAGGUGUUCACUUCGGUGGUACUUUGUCCCGCCGAAUUGGUGAAAAUACGGAUGCAGGGCUACGAAGAUUUCGCCGACGUCAAACGGCCGACGAUAAAACUGGCGGUAAAACAAAUAUUGAAGUCUGGCGGAUACAGAGGCCUGUACCGCGGACUGGAGUUAACGUUCUUGAGGGAGUGCGUAGGUAACGCGUUAUUUUUCGGAACGUAUGAAUACACUCGCGAACAACUGAAACCGACUGACGGACAAAAAGAAAACUGCGACCCGUUAGCGACGAUGGCGUCCGGCUCGAUAGCCGGCUUAGUCACGUGGCUCGUCUCGUAUCCGAUAGACGUGAUCAAGACGCGCGUCCAAAUGACAGAAAAGAAAUCCGGAAUGCCGUUGAUCUGGAACGAAAUUCAAAGAGCGGGAACACGCGGGCUGUACUCGGGAUUGUUUCCCACGUUAUUCAAAACGGUACCGGUCACCGGCGUGUUAUUGUCCAGUGUAGAAUUUUCCAGACCGAUUUUCCAGAAUAUCCUGGCGGAUUCGUCGAGCUUAAACGAUUCAAUAGCCACUCCGGAAAACCAGAUUUUUUCGUUGUGCGAUUUCUUAUCCGGAUGGAUGGCGGGUUAGAAUAAUAAUAAUCGGCGAGGUGUAGAACGAAAAAACCCGUAAUAUUGAUCGGACGUGUAUAUUGAUAUUUACAGGAGUCGUGUCUACGUUUGUUGGCCAUCCGAUGGAUACGGUCAGAGUCAUACAACAAGUGACCAACACCGGCAUAGUGGAAUCUGUUCGCAGCGUUUACAGCGAACAAAAGGUAGACGACAAUAUUGACCGCGGAUACUGUUGAAACGAAAUAAAUAAAUACAAAACAAUAUUAACUAAUAUUCCCCGUGUGCUUUUUCCCUCUUCCCCGGCAGUUUGCCGGGUUUUACAGAGGAAUGAUGUUUCCGCUUUUGUCUACGGGCGUCAUAAACUCGGUGUUAUUCGGAGCCAACGGUAACGCGAUGCGGUUUAUCCAGAAGUACCGCGGCAUCAACGACGUGGACGUCAGGUAUUGUUGCGACGCGAACGAAUUGAACAAAACGCAAUGGCACUGCGAUACGUUUGCAGCCGGAUGCGUCGGCGGGUUUUUGUCCACCGCGAUAAACAUACCGAUCGAAGUCGUCAAGACGAUGUUACAAGCAUCCAGUACGCAACGAAACGCAAAUGGUUUUAAUAUGUCGUCCCUAUCGAACAUUAUUAUAACGUUAUUUCAGAUGUAUCGCCAAAGCCCGCUGACACGUCGGAAACCCCGAAAAAAACCGGGCCCCCGAAAACACCGAGCCCGUUUAAAUUGAUUGUCGAGCAAUACAAAGCCGGCGGUAUCCGGUCGCUUUAUAAAGGAGCGACGUUAUUGAUUUUGAGGUUCGUAUGUUAAAACUAUCGAAUGCGAAUGCGAGUUAAUAGAUUUGUUUGUCGUAUUAUUUUUAUUUUUCAGAGAUGUACCGAGUACGGGCAUUUAUUUUCUCUCGUACGAGCAUUACUGUUGCGUAUUGAAAAAAUCAUGGAACAAUCGUAGUGAAAUCAAAAACGAACCGAUGGCGAUGCACAUACAACUCAUAGCCGGAGGUUUGGCGGGUAAUUCUAACACAGAUUUUCUAUCCCAAUCGAAAAACCAUAUACACCUAUAUAAUGUUCCGUUUAAAUCAUUAUUAUUACUUUUUUUUUUUUUGAACCGAUUGCGUUAUUAUUAUUCAAUGAAAUCUUCUUUUUAUUUGGGUGCAAUUCGUAUAGUUUACCCUGUUAAUAAAACUGUUGACUGACGGUUCUUGUCUUACUUAUUAUUUAGGUGUCACUAGUUGGAUUUUUGUGUUGCCAAUCGACGUGGUCAAAACUAAAUUCAUCGUGGACAGUCUUAAGGAAAAGCCUCUGUACACAGGCGCGUGGGACUGUACGAAAAAAAUGUACGCGCAGGGUGGUGUGAAGAUGUUUUUCAGAGGAUUCGGAUUACUAUGCAUAAGAGCAUUUCCCGUAAACGGCAUAGCAUUUCUAGUGUACGGAAUACUUUUGGACAUGUGCAGUGUUAAUGAUGACGGUAACAAAAGUAUCGAGUGA
Molecule: messenger RNA, 2648 nt
Organism: Cinara cedri
Lineage: Eukaryota; Metazoa; Arthropoda; Insecta; Hemiptera; Aphididae
Source: the annotation of a GenBank genome assembly